This is a messenger RNA of Boeremia exigua, 1984 nucleotides long. RefSeq lists its product as uncharacterized. The transcript has 2 exons. The coding region runs from base 284 to 1501 and encodes 405 amino acids. The record is from RefSeq and is a predicted model, not a curated record. NCBI's taxonomy places the organism in Eukaryota, Fungi, Ascomycota, Dothideomycetes, Pleosporales, Didymellaceae.
CCGCCCAUCGGCUUGUCAGACAUAAUUCAACACCUUCGUCGCCGCCACUGCAGUGCAGGCCGAAACGCCGCACGCUGCCUCGCGUAGUUGCUGUUGCAGCCACUCACGCAUCGCCUGCCGCUUGACUGUGCAUUCCGCGAGCCAAUCGUCACCCCUGGCAUCCGCGCAGCAUCAGCACUUUUUGCUGCAUUGCUUCUGCCUGUCGCAAUAAUUUCCCUGUUUCUCCGCGACAUCCUACGCCGCCGUCCCACGCGACCACUGCGACCCAUCGCCGCGACACACCAUGGGCUACAACACUCGCCGCAAGUCUCUCUCGCUACCGUCGCUGGGCAUCGCGAUUCCUGGCGCGCCUCGGUCUGCGCGCUCACCGCCUUCGACCACCGACAUGCAGCAACCCGCGAAAAAGCAGAAGCGCUCGCACUCGGGGUCGAGCGCAUCGUCGCUGACCUCGCCGGCGAACACUCUCCCGCUGCGCGCCUUCGAUGAGCAGCGCCCCAAGAGCGCAGGGCGUCUGGCAGACACACCGCCACCUUCGCCCGGCGGCCAGUCCGGCCAGGCCAAGGUCGACACACAGGGCAUCGAUGACGAGAUCGUCGUCGGCGUCAUCGAGCAGCUCGAGAGAACGGGCAACCGCCCGCAUCUGCUCAAGGAGCUGGCGACUGUGCUGUCGCCGACCAUUCCCAUCGUCGAGAGCUCUGCAAACCCUGCCGCUAUCAUCUCCUCGCGAUUGGCCACCUACCUCAAGCGCACCUGGACCGCGCUCUCGAGAUGUCCCCUCGACAAAAAGCUAGUCGGCACCCACCCUAAGCGUGUCUACUACUUCCUCACCACCACGCCCCAUCAGCCGAUUCCUGCCGAUGGCACAAGCGGCGCAAUCAUGCCGCGCAUCGUCACUCCUUCCCUGUCCUCCGGUGCUUCCGAGGAAGAGGACAUGGAUGCGCGCGCGAGGGCCCGCAUGUCUCCCUCGCCAGAGCUGGAUUUGUCCGACUACGACGAAAGCGGCAGCGCGGAUCCCUUCUCAAGUCAGGUCCACCCCCCCACCAACGCAAACAUUUCGCACAACCGACGUGCCCAAUCUCCGCCGUUGGAGAAAGAGGAGCGCGAGUUCACCAUGACCGCGUCGUUUCUGCAACAAGAGCGCAGGAGACAAGAGGCUGAGCGCGAGCGUUCUGCCCGUGCGUCUACGAAGCCAAGUCAAGCCUCCGACGUCAGCAUGGACGACGUUGCCCAGUCAAUCGAAGAGACAGAAGAGCUUGCUGCGCGCAAGAACUCAGAAGCCGCCACUGCCCUCUUCGGCCACAUGGCUAGCUCCUCGUUCGAUUUCUCUGUGGAGAGCCCUGCUCUGAAGUCACAGGUGUUUCACCUGGAGAUGCCACCACCAGUAUUCAAGUCGCACGAGGUAAAACUCGAGAUUGCCGACAUUGACUGGAGUUGGUCAGACAUGCGCAGUCCGGAGAACAUCGAGCUUGACGAGCUCGAGGAGAUGUUUGGCGGCUAUUAGGCCGUCAGCAAACCAUCUCCUUCACCUACUUCUGCAUACGAUCUUGACGAUUUCCCUACGCAUCAUUUGUCUCAUCUACGGGCUAUGUUUUUAUUUAUUUCCUCUCAUCUAGUCACCUCUAUUCUCUCUCUUUCUAUCUCGCGGGCGCAUUGUUUAGUAGAUGGAUAUCUACAUCGAACGUUUGCGUUGCAUCAUACACUUUUAGCUGUUGGGAUACAGCGACGGAGUUCAGUGGAGGCACCCCACCUGCCAUGUGGGAGUCCUUAGGAUACUGUACGAUAGUUGUCGCUUUUGAGUGUAUGGGUCCGACGGUCUGAGACACAGGUUGUUACUCGGCGCGUGUAUGUUUACUAUGGAGUUUAUGUCGCGCUCUGUCGCGAGAAGGCUGCAAUCGACUUGUGCACAAGAUCAAACUGGAUCAUCUAGAUAAAAGUCACUCCAAAUUGGAAAAACAGUUGAUACUUUCACACCUACCAUUUUGCG